UUCCUCAUCCGGCAGUGCCACCGUGUCCCUUUCUCUCUCUCUAUGUUUCAGUUUUUCCUGCAAUUUCUGUUUAGGUUUUCCAUUUUGAAGCUUCGUUCGAAGAACAUUCAUUCCCAAAUUGGCCUUUCUCUGCGAUCACUGCUUCCGAAACUGAACAAGUUGAAUAUUUGCAGAAUGGUAAAGAAGGAAGACACAGCGAGAUUAAGGUAGCAGGCAGAGUAAGGCAUUUCAUGGCAGGCAGUGGCCUGCAAUCUUUGGGUCGUGUGAAGCUUACUGAUUUAGUCCCUUCUGACGGUUUACCGUCUGAUUCUUAUAAAAUAUCCGUUUCAAUUUUGUCACAAUCUCUGGCUCAGUUUUCUGCAGUUAUCAUCCAGUUUCCGGCAAGUGAAGGUGCCCUUCUGAGAUCUGGUUUAGAAUCUGCUCGCCUUUAUUUUCAUCAAAGGGAAACAUACCCACCUGAAGAUAUAAUCCAUAAUAGUGAAUCUCGUGAGUGGUGCAAAACAUCUGGUUAUUACGCAGAUUCUCAUUUGUGGCAAGAAACGUAUGACUAUAGACCCGGAUUGACUCCUUCAGAACCUAAUAAUUCCAUUGAGUUACCCCCGGCAGGUUUGGCAGACAUAUUUGCCUUAUUUGGAAAAGCAGCAAGGGAUAUCCUGGAUGCAAUUAGCUACCAUUUGAAUUUGCGCAGCUCUCCAUUUGUAGAAAUACUAGAUAAUGUUCCCCUGAGAAAUAGGGAAAUUUCAUCUUCAGUCUUGUCUGUUUGCUGUCAUGCAAGGCCAUCAUUCCAGGGGCCACAGCAUCAUAAUAUAACUACUCAAGAGGAUGGCCAAUUGAUUAUGUAUCCUGACCAUGAUCACCAGGUUGAUAAAAGCUUGCUAUCACUUGUCAAGUCUGACAGGGCAGGUCUACAUGUAAGAGACUUUCAAGGCCGGUGGAUUCUUGUGGAUGGAGAUCUGGGACCUCAAGAAGCUGUUGUUUAUCCAGGGCUUGCUCUUUAUCAAGCAACUGCAGGAUAUGUAAACCCUGCAUUGCACAAAACCGAGAUUAAUAUGGAGGCUAAUAUGUAUGGACGAUGUUCUUUAGCCUUCAAGCUUUUGCCUAAAUCAAUGACCAGCUUGGACUGUUCUGAAAUGCGAGCGGCAGGUUUUGGAAUUGAAGCUCAGUUCCAGCUUCCUGUCCCAGUGGAUGAUUUUAUGCAAAGAUCUCAUCCAAUAGAUCAUCUCUUUAACCGGCCUAGUUUCCAGUGCUUCAAUUUCCAACCAACUCAUGAUGGAUCUAUGAAGACUUUGAUGAGGAGAAGGAAGCAAACUCCCAAAAGCAAGCCUUUGCCACCUUCCAAGAGAUUAAGGCUUGAGGCGCAGAGAGUUUUGAAAGAAAGGGUCCAGGAUAUUGCAGAUAAGAAAGGCAUCAAGCUUCGGUUCUGUAAUCUCAAGGAGUGUGAAAGUCACAUUCACAGCGUAGACAGCCCAUGUGCAAAUAUACGAAUGGAGAUAGGGUGGCCUCUUGGUGUUCCUUUUGUUCAUCCCCAUGAUUUACCUAACAAGGCUAAGCUGGGUUUUCUUGAAGCAUAUGAACCUGGUUGGACAGAAGCCCAUUUAAACUCAGACAGGCUAGUCAACACUCGGCUAACUUUAACUGAAUCAGUCCCCCUGAUUUCCAACAUAUGGGCAACAUAUGACCAGGUUGUGAAGAUAGGCCUAUAUAGUUCUCAAGAGGGCUCUGAACCUAUUCGUAGCUAGGUUUUAGAGUUUUAUGCCUGCUGUCUAUAUAUGCAACUUUUGAAACAGUUGAAUGAAAGGAACGUGCUGUUUUGAAUUUCAUAGAUGUUUGUUGUACAUUUCUUAGCUCUUUGGAUUAUUAGACGCCAAUCCAAUCAAAAUGAAGGGUAGACUCAGUUCUAAAGCGGAUGGAGGUGUUGCUGGCCACCAUCAAUCAACCAUAUAUAAAAUGAAAAAUACAGUUUACAGGUCAAUAGAACUAUUUUAACCUGGAGGAGUGCAAUGGCUAUCAAAUCGCAACAAGUUAAGGCGUAACUUUCUAUCCUUGGGUUAUGUCAAGCUACCAGGAAGUGCAAAUAGGAUAGCGUUAUGUGGUGAGAUAGCACUGUGGCCUUUUCUUUUCGUUGUGGAGCUGUAUUUUGUCAUGGUGCUAUAUGUUCAGCUAUGGCUUGACCUGGUUACUUAUUUUGCACAAUUAUAAUUGUGAAAUUAGAGGCUGUGCAUAUCAAGAGGCAUUAUCUCUCA
This is a messenger RNA of Vigna radiata var. radiata (mung bean), 2243 nucleotides long. RefSeq lists its product as uncharacterized. The transcript is spliced from 4 exons. NCBI's taxonomy places the organism in Eukaryota, Viridiplantae, Streptophyta, Magnoliopsida, Fabales, Fabaceae. Bases 231 to 1739 code for a protein of 502 amino acids. The record is from RefSeq and is a predicted model, not a curated record.